CGUAAACACUUUAUUCCUUUGGAGUCCAGUCCCAACGUUUUCACGAAGCUUAUACACGAGCUAAGUGGCAGUCGAGACCUGCAUGUCGAGGAUGUCCUUACCCUAGAGGCAUCAAUGCUCCCACCUGCAACAUUGGCGAUGAUUCUAGUUCUCCCUACGUCGGAGGCAUAUGAAUCGCGAAAGAAGGAGGAGGACGCCGCACUUGAAGAAUACCAAGGGUCGCCCGGCACUGGAGGGUUAACGUGGCUUAAACAAACGAUUAACAACGCGUGUGGUUUCUAUGCAGCUGCGCAUGUUCUAUGUAACGGCAAGGCCGCUGGUAUGAUCCGACGAGAUUCUGUUCUUGCGGGCGUGCUACGACUGUGUGAAAAUAAAGACCCCGCCCAGUCCGCACGCAUUGUGGAAGGGUCCGAGAAGAUUGAGGAUGCCUAUAAAGCGGCAUCGAAGCUAUGCGAGACUGCUGCUCCUAUCAGUGCAGAAGACGAGGUAGAUCAUCACUACAUCUGUUUCGUGGAAUUGAACGAUGGUCGUGUAUUCGAGCUCGAUGGCGACCGAAAGGCACCACUCGAA
This is a messenger RNA of Zasmidium cellare ATCC 36951, 570 nucleotides long. RefSeq lists its product as uncharacterized. Gene Ontology annotation, molecular function: cysteine-type deubiquitinase activity. Gene Ontology annotation, biological process: ubiquitin-dependent protein catabolic process; protein deubiquitination. NCBI's taxonomy places the organism in Eukaryota, Fungi, Ascomycota, Dothideomycetes, Mycosphaerellales, Mycosphaerellaceae. The annotation marks the transcript as partial. Gene Ontology annotation, cellular component: cytoplasm. The record is from RefSeq and is a predicted model, not a curated record. The transcript is spliced from 2 exons.